Messenger RNA from Lagopus leucura (white-tailed ptarmigan), 3274 nucleotides. It is a transcript of the gene MPPE1, whose product is annotated as metallophosphoesterase 1. The transcript has 10 exons. Gene Ontology annotation, cellular component: endoplasmic reticulum-Golgi intermediate compartment. NCBI's taxonomy places the organism in Eukaryota, Metazoa, Chordata, Aves, Galliformes, Phasianidae. The record is from RefSeq and is a predicted model, not a curated record. Bases 243 to 1439 code for a protein of 398 amino acids. Gene Ontology annotation, molecular function: phosphoric diester hydrolase activity. Gene Ontology annotation, biological process: endoplasmic reticulum to Golgi vesicle-mediated transport; GPI anchor biosynthetic process.
UGCUUGUCGGUGCCCGUAUGUGAGGCUGGGACAACUGGUGCACGCGCUGCCAUUUGGUGUGCAGAGAUGCGUGGCUGUGAGCACACGGCGCAGGCGGGAUGUGAGCAGCUGUCGGCUUGCAGGCUGCAGGGGAGGGAUUUUAUGCUGAUAUGAAGCCUCUUGGCCCUCUGACCAAACCCUACUGUCCUCACCUCAGAGAGUAGAACUUAGCCACUGGGAAAGACUCCUGUGCUGAUACUGCAAUGCCGAGUCCCAGCUUGACCAGUGUGAAGAGCUGUCCUUUGAAGAAGAGGAUCUAUUUCCUGCUGAAACUCGUGUGCUUUGUCAGCUCUGUGCUGGUAUUUUGUGAAUUUUUCAUUUAUUACGUGGUAAUUUUUCAAUGUCGAUGGCCGGAUGUGAAAGGUGGGGCUCACACAGGUAAUGAAGAGACCUCAACUUCAGUCCUGAAGGCCAUGUUUUUAGCUGAUACUCACCUGCUUGGUGAAAUCAAAGGACAUUGGCUGGAUAAACUACGAAGGGAAUGGCAAAUGGAGAGAUCUUUCCAAACUGCUUUGUGGUUACUGCAGCCAGAUAUUGUUUUUAUUCUGGGAGAUGUCUUUGAUGAAGGAAAAUGGGACUCACCUCAGGCAUGGGCAGAUGAUGUCAGGAGAUUUCAGAAAAUGUUUAAGUAUCCAGUUAGUACUGAGCUGGUGGUUAUUGUUGGGAAUCACGACAUCGGGUUUCAUUAUGAAAUGACCUCUUACAAGGUACAUCGAUUUGAAAAAGUUUUCAACUUUACUUCAGGAAAGCUAAUAACUCGAAAAGGAACAAACUUUGUCCUCGUGAACAGCGUGGCCAUGGAGGGCGAUGGCUGCACCCUGUGCCGCACUGCAGAGGCGAAGCUGGUGGCGCUUUCUCACAGACUGAACUGCUCCCAGCAGGAACUGAACCAUCCCGAGAAGAGGUGCAGUGAUGCAGAAAAGCCUCCAGCUUCACAACCAAUCCUUCUGCAGCAUUACCCUCUCUAUCGGAAAAGUGAUGCAGAAUGCAGUGGAGAAGAUGCUGCCUCUCCAGAGGAGAAGACCAUCCCAUUUAAAGAGAAGUACGAUGUGCUGUCUCAGGAAGCAUCACAAAAGCUGCUGUGGUGGUUCCAUCCCCGCCUGAUUCUCAGCGGGCACACGCACAGCGCCUGCCAAGUGCUGCAUGCGGGGGGGAUCCCGGAGAUCAGCGUCCCGUCGUUCAGUUGGAGGAAUAGAAACAACCCUAGUUUCAUCAUGGGCAGCAUAACACCAACUGACUUCUCCCUCCACAAAUGCUUCCUUCCACAUGAGAGCAGAGUCUUCGCUAUAUACUGGGCAGCAGGAGCCCUGCUCGUCGUCCUGGUGCUAGCUCAUUUUCAGCUUCUCACUCCACCAUUUUAUUUUGCUCAGCGUUUAAUCAGUAAGCAUAAAGCAGCAUGAAGAGCCAGACAUCUGCAUUCAGUCACUGAAAUACCAAAGCUGAGAACAGUCAAACAUCAGACUAUAUUCAUGCCAGCAAAUGACCUAAAUUUGAUUGCUAGUCUGAAGGCAGGUUGCAUUUACACAUACCAUAGAAGUCCUAUACAGCUGAUAUGACUACUACAGGAUAAAUAAUUAACUGAAAUGAACGUUCCAUGCUGUACAAAAAUACUGUAUUCUACAAUCAAAUGAGUCCUUUUCCUGCUAUAAUUUUUGUAUCAAAUAUGUAUAUUAAAAGUGUAACUGUACAUUAUGUAAAUCCUGUUGCCUCAUCACUUGUCUGCACUAGUGUCACACCCUGGUGGAGGCUCAGUGCUGCAAACUGGAAACGUUUCUCUCUUUUAUUGCUGCGUGGCCCUUCUACUGUCACACGUCUAUUUGGUAGGGUCAGGCAGAAGCAAGAGACAUCGGCACUGAGAGAUGCAGAUUUCCAUAACCUUUUUAGAAUGUCCUACGCGAGGGACAAGAAACCUUGCAGUUCCUGUCACACCGAACUAUUGGAUGGCUACCGUUUAGCAUCUACCAGACAGCAACACGAAGAAGCCUCGCAGAUCCAGUUUGCUGGUACAACACCUGAAACCUGCUUAAAACAAAAGUAGGUUGACACCUCAAGCUGCUAUUUUUAAAAAGAUGUGCUAUGAUGGGCUUAAAAAAGAGGGCCCUAUUGCAUCCCAGAGAUCUGUGCGGUGAGGGGCCCUCCGGCUGCCGCUCUGCAAGAAGGAAGGUCAACUACAGCUGCAGUAACGUUGUCCUGUGCCUCAGCCUCCAGCUGCAGGCAGGCGCCUCCUGUUGCAGGCUCCCGCAGGGCUGCCUGCUCUUAGCGUUUCUGUAGUGUCCCACUGCGAAGUGCAGCGGCUCUGUGCUGGGGAGGCGGCAGCUGCAAGGAGCCCCCGGCCGGGUGGCAGCGCUGGAGCAGAGCUCAGCACCUCUGCGCACUGUGCCUAAGGGAGGGUGCCACAAACCUCACCGUGUCUCGCCACCCACCCCAGCAAAGCUCCUGCUGGUAGCUCUUGGGGCAGGGGCUGCUUCUGAGGCCGAGACCGUCUGCUGUUACUUGUCCCGGUACUUUCAUUGGCGUGGGAAGCGAGAGAAUCUCUGCAUUCAGGGGGUUUGUUGACUAGCUCAGUCCACUCAGCCCUUCGCUUUCUGGGCAAUAUCUGAUGACUCAACUUGCACGUAUUAAAAUCUACACGUUUCUGAGAAGAAGAAAUGGUCAUAUUGUCGUGUCUACAAUGGGGUUGUUUGUCAUCAAAUAGAAACAAGGACUGCGGUGGGCCGCAGUCUGACUUGAAUUUGAGAGGUGGUGGCAGGGGUUUGUAACCACCAGCGGUGCUUACAGCAAAACACUGAUCGAAGCGCCGAGUUGGAGGCCAACGUCGGGAACAUGUCAGCUCUUAAUCUCUCCCUAACUUUAAAACGAGGAGUGGGAACGGUCCAAGUGUGGUAAAACACUCUGUGAAGUAAUGUAGUCUAACACUUCGCUAGGUUUCUGUUAUUGCAACUGUAAUUUUAGACAUUUGUACAGGUUAUCUUGGACACAGGAAAAGUAUAUAGUCACAGACAGAAAACACCUAUGUAUAAAAUAUAAAGCAGUGUUAUAGUUACUAAAAAGGACAUGCCUUAUUGCUACAGCAAUUCUUGCUUUUAUAUAUUGUACUGUACCACAACUUGUUUUUGAGAAUGUCAUUUGCAUAAAUUAUUCAAGUUUGAGAAAUAUUCACACAUUUUGAUUCUACAAUAUUUAAAAUAAAACAAUUUUCUAACGUGUCUCUUUAUUAAAAGAGAAAUAAAAAUGU